GUCAAUGUCGAAAAGUAAAGAUAAACAGUGCACCGCCGGGUUAAAACUUAAAUUAAUUAACAAAAUAUUGUUAUUAUUAGCUUGAAAUUAAUGAUUUAUAAAACACCUUAUGUUCGUGAACGAAAAGUGUAUUGAAUAGUCUUUCUUUCAAGAUGUCGAAGCAUGACACUAAAUCGGAGACAGAAGAAGCGAAUCGCAUGUGGGCGAGUGCCUCCUUCGUAGGCGUGCUCAUCAUCAUCGGUCUGCCGCUUUGGUGGAAAACUACAGAAGUAUACAGGGUCGCGUUACCGUACGAUAAGAUAAACGCAUUCGAGACCGAUUCACAUUACAUAGCAACGGAGCUGACAGUUCUAGCCAACGACGACGAGACCGCACAAGAAGUCGCGAGACAGAUCGAGAAAGCAUUCCAAGAAUCAGAUGUGAUAAAACUAAAAAUCACGAAGAAAAUAAUACCGAAUAAGUUACAACACUUACUGGACUCGGUGGCCGAUGAACAGGAGGCGUUAGAAGAUGUGGGCGCAGCUUUCAAUAUAAAGAAACACAACACGUUUUAUGUUGUCCAGAGGAAACCUCUAUACCAAGAUGUCUGGGUCGGUACCGAGCGAGUGGCCUUCUUCAGAGAUAUUAAAGCAUGUUCAACCAUCGUCAAAGUUCUUGAGAAAUGGAUAUAUCAGCCAUCGGUGCUGAUCGGAGCGAGGUCGGAGAUAGCGGACGCCGCGAGACAGGUUCGGUUCCCGAGCGGGCCCGGUUACCACGUAGUGCUGUCCGUGGUGCAUCCGAGGCCGCAGGAGCUGAAAGUGAACUUCAAUGCACGAGACGCGAUUGAAGAUUACAUCGGUUCGUUCGUGGAUGAACUCACCGACUUGCACAACUUCACGCUGAAGUCCCAAUGGCUCCAUCUGCUGGACUUCGAUUUCGAAGCUACGGAGGUGGCGGGCGGGCGGCUGGCGGCGGCGGAGCGCCUGCCGCUGCUGCUGACGCGGCUGGAGGAGCGCGCCGCCACGCACGUGUCGGAGCGCCCCACGCUCAACCUCGCGCUCUACGUCGUGCCGUGCCGCCUCGCGCCGCUCGCGCUGCAGCGCUACGAUAAAGAAAUCCCACCACCGGUGCAAGCCUUUAUGUCCCCUAAAUGGGGGGGAGUGGUCUUCGGCAACCCCACGCCGGAGGAAUGCGAGAAACAAGUGUACACGCCACCCGUUAAUCUAAUCAUGGGAACUUUUCUGUCUCAAUUGCGGAAGCUGCUCGGCAUCACGGAUAAGGAGGCGCAGGCGGGCGCGCGGCUGGAGGCGCUGCGCCGCGCGGCGCCGCGCGCGUGGGAGCGCGACGCGCUGCUGCGCCUGCGCGCGCUGCAGCAGCUCGCCUCCGCCGAGACCAGCCUCAGGUCGCUCGCCAAGCUGCUCGGCGAAAUAUCUAACAUCGUGAUAAACGACGAGGUCGGGGCCUCGAUCAACCUCGCCGUGGAGAGCAUCCACCGCGCCACCGAACACAUGGAGAAGGCCGAUCUGCUUGAAGCUCACCGGUACUCGCAGCAAGCCUUCCUGGCAGCAGAGACCGCUUUCAUGGAGCCGAGUCUACUAGCCCUUCUCUACUUCCCAGAUGACCAAAAGUACGCGAUAUACAUCCCUCUCUUUCUGCCCAUCAUGUUUCCCGUCGUGUUGUCGCUGAAGAACCUGCUGCUGUGGUUCAGGGGAAAACCCGUCCAUAAAGAGAAGACUGAUUGAGCUCUUAAUGGCUUAUAAAUAAUAAAUUGUUUUUAUUGAAACGA
This is a messenger RNA of Vanessa atalanta (red admiral), 1765 nucleotides long. RefSeq names its product GPI transamidase component PIG-S (gene PIG-S). NCBI's taxonomy places the organism in Eukaryota, Metazoa, Arthropoda, Insecta, Lepidoptera, Nymphalidae. The transcript has 11 exons. Bases 153 to 1721 code for a protein of 522 amino acids. Gene Ontology annotation, biological process: attachment of GPI anchor to protein. Gene Ontology annotation, cellular component: GPI-anchor transamidase complex. The record is from RefSeq and is a predicted model, not a curated record.